Linderina pennispora is the source of this 793-nucleotide messenger RNA. RefSeq lists its product as uncharacterized. Gene Ontology annotation, biological process: mitochondrial respiratory chain complex I assembly. Lineage: Eukaryota; Fungi; Kickxellomycota; Kickxellomycetes; Kickxellales; Kickxellaceae. The coding region runs from base 1 to 672 and encodes 223 amino acids. The record is from RefSeq and is a predicted model, not a curated record. Gene Ontology annotation, cellular component: mitochondrion. The transcript is spliced from 10 exons. Gene Ontology annotation, molecular function: S-adenosylmethionine-dependent methyltransferase activity.
AUGCAGCGUGACCUCGACUACCUGCGAGACGAAGACCGUCUGCUGGAUAUCAAGCGCCGGUACCACACCGUGGUGGAGAUCGGGAGCCGGGCAGUCGACGACGACAUGAUGGACAGGCUGGUUGCGCUGAACCGCGACAAGGACGCAGAGUAUGACGUCGAGGUGGAACGGCGAGUCAUGGACGAGGAGAUGCCGCAGUUUGAGCCCGAGUCGCUGGACGCUGUCGUCAGCAGCCUGUCGAUGCACUGGGUCAACGAUCUGCCUGGCAUGAUGAUCCAGAUCAGAAAGGCGCUGCUGAGAACGUCGCUGCAGCUGGCUGACGUCGACCGGGACGGCGGAAUUGCAGCUCGGGUUUCGCCACUUACCGAUACGCGCGACAUGGGCAGUCUGCUGAAGCGCGCCGGACUCACCCUGUCGACUGUUGAUGUCGACAACAUUAUUGGCAACUCGGUGGUCCAGCGGAUGCCGUUCCUGAAGCGGGAUACGCUGCUGGCGGCCUCGGCAAUUUACAAAGAGAUGCAUGGAAACAAGGACGGUACAAUUCCAGCUACGUUCCAGGUCAUAUACAUGAUUGGGUGGAAGCCUGACCCGUCGCAGCCCCAGCCGCUUCCGCGUGGGUCGGGGGAGGUGUCACUAGGCGAGAUGUUCAACGAGAAGGCACACAAGCUUUAGCAGGGGUGGAAAAGCACAUCACGCCGGCUUUCCCUUCGUUCCGCCGCGCCGCGAAGGGUGUGGGCGGAGCCAAAGAGAGAUACGUGGGUGACACAUUUGUAGUGAAUAAAAAAGCGUGCUU